GCCGGGCGGCCGCCAUGCGAUCAGGCAGUGCGCUGACCGGCCCGGCCGGUCGGCCCCUUCUGGGUCCUCCCUUUGCAGCCCGUGCGGGGCCGUCUCGGAGACCCCGCGCCGACGGCUGCUCAAACAUCAGGCUGGCCCCCGAAAGGACACUCCCCAAGUCCCCAGCCGGGGGCCCCGCAUAGACCUGGAGUGGACACCCCCUCCUUCCCUUCAUGAUUCGUUUGUAGCGCAGUGGCGAUGGAUGAUGAGGAUGGGAGGUGCUUACUAGACGUGAUUUGCGACCCUCAGGCCCUCAAUGACUUCUUACAUGGAUCCGAGAAGCUGGAUGGUGACGACCUCCUGGAUAACCCCGGGGAGGCCCAAAGUGCCUUCUACGAAGGUCCUGGGCUCCACGUGCAAGAAGCUUCUGGCAACCACUUGAGCCCGGAGCCCACGCAGCCGGCCCCCAGCGUGGACCUAGACUUCCUGGAAGAUGCCAUCCUGGGCUCGCCUGCCGCGGGGGGCGGCGGCGGGGGCGGAGGGGCCGCCGACCAGCCCUGCGACAUCCUCCAGCAGAGCCUCCAAGAGGCCAACAUCACUGAGCAGACCCUCGAGGCCGAGGCCGAGCUGGACCUGGGCCCCUUCCAGCUGCCCACCCUGCAGCCCGCGGACGGCGGGGCGGGCCCGGCGGGGGCCGGAGGGGCCGCGGCCGUGGCCGCUGGGCCCCAGGCCCUGUUCCCGGGGGGCACCGACCUGCUGGGGCUGCAGGCCCCCCCCGCCGUGCUGACCCACCAGGCCCUGGUGCCGCCCCAGGACGUGGUCAACAAAGCGCUGAGCGUCCAGCCCUUCCUGCAGCCCGUGGGCCUGGGCAAUGUGACCCUCCAGCCCAUCCCGGGCCUCCAGGGCCUGCCCAACGGCAGCCCUGGGGGCGCCGCGGCGGCCACGCUCGGCCUGGCGCCCAUCCAGGUGGUGGGCCAGCCGGUCAUGGCACUCAACCCGCCCGCCUCCCAGCUCCUGGCCAAGCAAGUGCCCGUCAGCGGCUACCUGGCCUCGGCGGCCGGCCCCUCGGAGCCGGUGACCCUGGCGUCGGCCGGCGUCUCGCCCCAGGGGGCGGGCCUGGUCAUUCAGAAGAACCUCCCCACCGCCGUGGCCACCACGCUCAACGGGAACUCGGUGUUCGGAGGGGCCGGGGCCGCCCCCGCCGCGGCCGGCGGGGCGCCCUCGGCGGCCCCCGGCCUCGGCUCGUCGCCGCUGGUCCCGGCGCCCAACGUGAUCCUGCAUCGCACGCCCACGCCCAUCCAGCCCAAGCCCGCCGGCGUGCUGCCCCCCAAGCUCUACCAGCUCACCCCCAAGCCGUUCGCCCCCGCGGGCGCCACGCUCACCAUCCAGGGCGAGGCGGGGGGCCUCCCGCAGCCGCCCAAGGCCCCCCAGAACCUGACUUUCAUGGCAGCGGGCAAGGCCGGCCAGAACGUGGUGCUGUCGGGCUUCCCGGCGCCGGCCCUGCCGGCCAACGUCUUCAAGCAGCCUCCGGCCACCACGACGGGGGCCGCCCCGCCUCAGCCGCCCGGGGCCCUGAGCAAGCCCAUGAGCGUCCACCUCUUGAAUCAGGGCAGCAGCAUCGUCAUCCCCGCCCAGCACGUGCUGCCAGGCCAGAACCAGUUCCUGCUGCCGGGGGCGCCCGCCGUCCAGCUGCCCCAGACGCUGUCGGCCCUGCCCACCAACGUCGGCGGGCAGAUCCUGGCGGCCGCGGCCCCCCACGCGGGCGGACAGCUCAUCGCAAACCCCAUCCUCACCAACCAGAACCUGGCGGGCCCGCUGAGCCUGGGCCCCGUGCUGGCCCCCCACUCGGGGGCCCACAGCGCCGCCCACAUCCUCUCGGCCGCCCCCAUCCAGGUGGGCCAGCCGGCGCUCUUCCAGAUGCCCGUGUCGCUGGCCGCGGGCAGCCUGCCCACACAGAGCCAGCCGGCGCCCACGGGGCCCGCGGCCACCACCGUCCUCCAGGGGGUCACCCUGCCUCCCAGCGCCGUGGCCAUGCUCAACGCCCCCGACGGGCUGGUGCAGCCGGCCCCCCCGGCCGCCACCGGGGAGGCCGCGCCCGUCCUCGCGGUGCAGACGGCCCCCCAGGCGCCACCGGCCGCCAGCACACCGCUGCCUUUGGGCCUCCAGCAGCCACCGGCGCAGCAGCCCACCCCCCAGGCCCCCGCCCCUCAGGCCGCCGCCCCGCCUCAGGCCACCACCCCACAGCCCAGCCCGGGCCUGGCGUCCAGCCCAGAGAAGAUCGUCCUGGGACAGCCACCCUCCGCCGCCGCCGCCGCCGCCGCCGCGGCCAUCCUCACUCAGGACUCCCUGCAGAUGUUCCUGCCGCAGGAGAGGAGCCAGCAGCCCCUCUCCGCAGACGGCCCCCACCUCUCCGUGCCCGCCUCGGUCAUAGUCAGCGCCCCGCCUCCCGCCCAAGACCCAGCCCCGACCACCCCCACCGCCAAAGGAGCUGGCCUCGGCCCUCAGGCCCCCGACAGCCAGGCUUCCCCGGCGCCGGCCCCCCAGAUCCCGGCAGCGGCUCCACUCAAGGGCCCAGGCCCCUCCUCGUCCCCGUCACUACCUCACCAGGCCCCUCUGGGAGACAGCCCCCACCUGCCCUCCCCACAUCCCGCCAGGCCCCCCUCCCGCCCGCCCUCCCGCCCCCACUCCCGCCCGCCCUCCCAGCCCCAGAGCUUGUCCCGCCCGCCCUCAGAGCCCACCCUGCACCCUUGCCCCCCGCCCCAGGCGCCCCCGACUCUGCCCGGCAUCUUUGUCAUCCAGAACCAGCUGGGGGUCCCGCCACCGGCCGGCACCCCGGCCCCCACGGCCCCAGGCCCCCCCCAGCCCCCGCUGCGCCCCCCCUCCCAGCCCCCGGAGGGGCCGCUGCCCCCGGCUCCCCACCUCCCGCCCUCCUCGGCCCCCUCCGUCGUGGCCUCCACGGACGCGUCCGCCAGGCUGCAGGCCCCGACACCGCCUGACUUCCAGCUGCAGUUCCCGCCCGGUCAGGGGCCCCACAAGUCCCCCACGCCCCCUCCGACCCUCCACCUGGUCCCUGAGCCCGCAGCGCCCCCCCCACCGCCUCCUCGGACCUUCCAGAUGGUGACCGCCCCCUUCCCGGCGCUGCCCCAGCCGAAGGCUCUGCUCGAGAGAUUUCACCAGGUGCCGUCCGGAAUCAUUCCCCAGAACAAGGCCGGGGGGGCCCCCGCCGCCCCGCAGACCUCCGCCAGCCUGGGGCCCCUCGCCAGCCCCACCGCCUCGGUGCUGGUCAGUGGGCAGGCCCCAUCCGGGACCCCCACCGCCCCCAGCCAUCCCCCUGCCCCGGCACCCAUGGCCACCGCAGGCCUCCCUCCUCUGCUUCCUGCCGAGAGCAAAGCUUUUGCCAGCAACCUCCCGACCCUGAGCGUGGCCAAGGCCGCCGCGGCCGGGCCGGGGAAGUCUUCUGGGCUGCAGUACGAGAGCAAGUCGAGGAAACCCCCCACCCUUCAGCCCAGCAAAGAAGCCUGUUUCCUGGAACAUUUGCACAAACAUCAGGGCUCCGUCCUGCACCCUGACUACAAGACAGCCUUCCCCUCCUUCGAGGAUGCCCUGCAUCGCCUCCUGCCCUACCAUGUCUACCAGGGUGCCCUCCCCUCCCCCAACGACUACCACAAAGUGGAUGAGGAGUUUCAGACGGUCUCCACGCAGCUGCUGAAACGCACCCAGGCCAUGCUCAAUAAAUACCGCCUUCUGCUCCUGGAGGAGUCCCGGAGGGUGAGCCCCUCAGCGGAGAUGGUCAUGAUCGACCGAAUGUUCAUUCAGGAGGAGAAGACCACUCUUGCCUUGGACAAACAGCUGGCCAAGGAGAAGCCCGACGAGUAUGUGUCUUCCUCGCGCUCUCUUGGCCUCCCCAUCGCCGCCUCUUCCGAGGGACAUCGGCUCCCCGGCCACGGCCCACCGCCGUCCUCGGCGUCCGGGGCCCCCGCCCAGCCCCCUCUGCACCUGCCCACCAAGCUGGUGAUUCGGCACGGAGGGGCGGGUGGCUCGCCUUCCGUGACCUGGGCUCGGGCGUCCUCCUCCCUGUCCUCCUCCUCCUCCUCUUCCGCCGCCUCCUCCCUGGACGCCGACGAGGACGGCCCGAUGCCCUCCCGCAACCGGCCUCCCAUCAAGACCUACGAGGCCCGCAGCCGCAUCGGCCUCAAGCUCAAGAUCAAGCAGGAAGCCGGGCUCAGCAAGGUGGUCCACAACACGGCCCUGGACCCUGUGCACCAGCCGCCGCCCCCCGCCGCCCUCAAGGCACUCCUGACCCAUGGUUUCAGUGAAAAUGUGUGA
This is a messenger RNA of Herpailurus yagouaroundi (jaguarundi), 4305 nucleotides long. It is a transcript of the gene BICRA, whose product is annotated as BRD4 interacting chromatin remodeling complex associated protein. The coding region runs from base 238 to 4305 and encodes 1355 amino acids. The record is from RefSeq and is a predicted model, not a curated record. Gene Ontology annotation, cellular component: SWI/SNF complex. Gene Ontology annotation, biological process: positive regulation of DNA-templated transcription. The transcript has 16 exons. NCBI's taxonomy places the organism in Eukaryota, Metazoa, Chordata, Mammalia, Carnivora, Felidae.